Molecule: messenger RNA, 2346 nt
Organism: Vitrella brassicaformis
Lineage: Eukaryota; Vitrellaceae
Source: the annotation of a GenBank genome assembly
CAGAGAAGUAGCAUGGCGACGACAGUUUGUACGCCUGAGCCCGUUGAAGCCACAAAACAGCACUCCGAUUCAUAGCUUUCGCUUCUUGGGUGCACGAUGGCUGCCAUUGCCGCCGCCCAGGUGAGAGAAGAGGGAGCUGCGGGCCAAACCAAAUCCCUGCAUCAUGACGUGAGCCAUUUGUGCUGUCUGUGUGUGGUUUGUCAUUCGGUUUGGUGCAGAUGAGCGCGGCGGUACGGGCGCGGCUGCUGCCCCAGGUAGAAGGCUAUCGGCUGAAGCAGGCUCAGGUAUCAGCCCAACAACUCACCAACCGACUCGUCCAUUCCAUGUGGUGCAUCCAGCGCUCAUCGGCUGCUUGCUUGUGUGUGUGUGUGUGUGUGUGUGUGUGGUGUGCAGGUCAACAGCUGCAUCGACCAACUCACACAGACGGACACCGCAGCUUCGAUGGCACCACUGGUGCGGCAGGCUGCAAAGAGCACACUGACAACCGCUGCACAAAGGCCUUUGUGCCAAGUUGCUCUCGUCUUGGUGAGUCAUUUGUCAGAUGGUGGAUAAGGUGAGUCGUCAAUUUCCUGCUGUGUCCGAGCUGCUGGCCGAGUUGACGGAGUCCAUCAACUCGACCAUCGCACUCACAAGACAUCGCCGCGCACAGGUGAGUGGGGGAGUGACCACAGGCAGGCACAAACACAAGACCCACACUGAUGUGGUGUGCACGUCUCAUGUGUGUGUUGUGUGCAUGUCCUUCUGUCUGUGUGUCAUCAGGCGCGACGGUUGCACCUGUACGACCUCCCCGCCCGGCCCCUGAGCGUCGUCAUCGCACAGUCUGACCUCACCGCUAUCGCCCGCUUCAAGUCGACUGCACGACCCAUCACCGACGCCAUCCGGCCGAUCGCCCGCAACCUUCGACUGCCGAAGGCCAUCGAGCGGGCGGGGCUGAGUGGUGUGGUGCAGUUCGACGAUCAGCUGAGCCACGGCGAUGUGAUGAAGGCCAUGUGGAUGGUGGAGGAGGGGGGCGAGGGCGGCUGGGGGGAGGUAGGCGAGACGCUCAGAUUCGCCGAGCAUGGCGGCUACUGUCAGCUGCCGGUCACUGUGGGUGCUGGAGACCUCCAGACACACGCCACCAAGGCGGUAAGCACGACACACAGAAGAGGCAAUGGGCGAGCUGCUGGAUGCGUGUGUGUUGGCUGCAGGACUUCUUGGCGCUGCCCCGUUUCUGUGUGCAGUGGAUGCUCGUCGGCCGCCAUGUGGCCUUCCAGCUUCCCGGCGGCCAGCAAGACGGCACACUAGAGCUGUUCCGCCACACCAAUGAGAUCCGCAUCAUCCGCAACGAGCCCAACUUCACCCUCACCAUCAACCCGCCCCUCCCCCUCCCCAACCGCGCCAUCCAUCCCUUCUCGCGGCACCCCUUCACCCACCACGCCAAGCCGCACGACCCGCCAGUCCGCCAUCGCAUUGAGUGGCAUGGGUGGCAGUAUGGUGUGGGCUGGGGGACGGGUGUUGUCAACAGGGUUUUCGCAUCGGCGAGCUGCAUGCUUAAGCGUCUGAUACUGCGUCACCGGGUGCGGACUCUGGGCGGCUGCUCGCCAGCAGUGGUGGUGGACCGGUGAGUGGACGGACGGCACGCAAUGAGAGGGCGAAUGGCUAUGUGGUGCGCAUUGAUGUGUGAGUUAGUCGUGUGCGGGGUGGCCACCUCGACAGCAUCAUGACCCGAUCACCGCAUACGCCCCUCAACGGAUGCUCGGGCGUGAUGGCUUACGGGCUGGCCAAUGGGCUGUGUGGGCAGCUGCAUGUGCUGACGACGUCGGACGACCAAUUUUUUGCAUGGAUCGCCUUUCGUAUCCAGCCGAGCGACCACCGAAACGGUACGCAUACACAUUGACAACACAUCCUCAUGCUGUCACGUUGUCUGAUCCUCUGCUGUUGUCUUUGUGCAGUGCGCGUCACCAUCGGUACCACCGAGGCUGCAGCAGCAGGUGUUGCCCAUGACGCCCCCUUCGCCCAGCGAUUCCCCCUGACGGCCGCCAAACCCCGUCGCGUCCUCGGCCCCAUCGCGGCCAUCGUGCUCGACGGCCAGGCGCCUUAGACACAGGGUGGGAACCACCCAGACGAUGCAGAGGGUACCUGGUGUGCGGAUUGUGUGGGUGUUGGGGUGUCUUCUGCAGGCUGACUGGCGUCACAGAAGUAGCUGACUGUCUGGCGGGCUGCGUGUCUGGCGGUGUCUGCAUUUCAUAUCUGCUGCUGCAUGAUGGACUCAUCCGGGGCCGUGUAGUGCGCGCACAGACAGACAGGUGCGGUGCGGCGUGUGAGCAUAUUCUGGUGCGAUGAAUGAUGGAUGCGUUUAGAAUGUGG